CUGAAAAAAGAGCUACUAAAAAAGGCAUAUUGGAUGAUAAUACUAAUAAUGAAGAAGCCUUUAUUGAAAUAAUCUCUAUACAUGAAGUUAGUGAUUAUAUUGCCGAUAUGAUUGACAAUUUAGAACUUCAUAGUGCGCUUCAUCUUACCUUUCGUGUUAGACUUGAAAAUAUAUCUGAUACCGCUGAUAUAGACGUUAGAAUGAUUGCUAAAUUGAUUGUUGAUGAAAUUGAAGAAGGAGAUGACUAUAAUUGG
Molecule: messenger RNA, 254 nt
Organism: Racocetra fulgida
Lineage: Eukaryota; Fungi; Glomeromycota; Glomeromycetes; Diversisporales; Gigasporaceae
Source: the annotation of a GenBank genome assembly